Haemonchus placei is the source of this 5697-nucleotide messenger RNA. The record is from the annotation of a GenBank genome assembly. Lineage: Eukaryota; Metazoa; Nematoda; Chromadorea; Rhabditida; Trichostrongylidae.
AUGUCUAUAUACUUGUCACGGAAGGAAACGGAACUAGAUGUUCUCAAAGCAAGUCAUAAUGAGCUGGCUGGUCGAAUCAAGGCAGCUGAGGCCCACGGUAAAACUCUAGUCUGGGUACCCCACGAAAAAGAUGGUUUCGUUCUCUCCUUUAUAAUCGACGAACCGGAUAAUGAAGGAUACGUGCAGGUUGAGUUACUGGAUUCGCAUGAACGUCAGCGUGUGAGUCGUGAUGACUACCAAAAAGUGAAUCCACCUCGAUUCGAUAAGUGUGAAGAUAUGUCAAGCAUGUCUUGCCUGAAUGAAGCUUCCGUUUUACACAACCUACGGCAGCGCUUCUUCUCUAACCUUAUAUAUACGUACUCUGGACUGUUUUGUGUUGUUGUUAAUCCUUAUAAACGGCUUCCCAUCUAUACUGAUUCCAUCGCAGAACAAUAUAAGGGAAAGAAGAGAAAGGAGAUGCCACCUCAUAUUUUUGCUGUCACUGAUGAGGCUUAUCGUAAUAUGCUGCAAGAUCGGGAGGAUCAAUCUAUUUUGUGCACGGGCGAAUCAGGUGCUGGCAAGACGGAGAACACGAAGAAGGUUAUUCAAUAUCUCGCCCACGUUGCCGCACCGAGAUCAAGUAGCAGCAAGGGUCGUCUUGAAGAACAGCUUCUGCAAGCAAAUCCUAUUUUAGAGGCUUUCGGCAAUAGUAAAACAAUAAAGAACGACAAUUCAUCGAGAUUCGGCAAAUUCAUCAGAAUUCAUUUUGAUGCUGCUGGUGCUAUAUCAGGAGGGAAUAUAGAAUUUUACCUUCUGGAAAAGUCUCGUAUUCUUCGGCAGUCAGCUGAUGAACGAUGUUUUCAUAUCUUUUAUCAGCUGCUCAAAGGAGCCAGCGCCGAGCAGCGGGGUGCGCUUUUGCUUGAGUCCAGCCCGAGUCAAUAUAAUUUCUUAUCUAACGGUGACAUAUGCAUACCGGGAGUUGAGGAUGCUGGCGAAUUUGAGGAGACGUUGCGUGCAAUGAAAAUUGUUGGUUUUCAAGACGAUGAAAUUCAGGCUAUCCUGCGUAUCAUUUCGGCAGUUUUGUUAUUUGGAAACCUUCAAUUUUCACACGAAGGCAAAAAUUCGGAUCAAGCUGUGCUACAGAAUGAUGGUGUAGCUCAUAAGAUAUGCACGCUGUUGGGGCUGAAUCUUGGUGAAGUCAUGAAGGCUUUUCUGAAGCCGAAAAUAAAAGUGGGCCGUGAGUUUGUUCAUCGUAGCCAGAAUGAAGAGCAGGCAAGAUUUUCUGUUGGAGCUAUUUCCAAAGCAUGCUACGAGCGACUAUUCAGAUGGCUGGUACAACGCCUAAAUAGGUCUCUAGAUCGCACUCGCCAGCAUGCUGUUUCCUUUGUAGGAAUUCUCGACAUUGCUGGCUUUGAAAUUUUCGAGAUGAACUCGUUUGAGCAGCUUUGCAUCAACUAUACCAACGAAAAACUGCAGCAAUUGUUUAACAACACCAUGUUUGAGAAAGAACAGCAAGAAUACCUCAAUGAAGGGCUUGAAUGGGAUAUGAUCGAUUUUGGACUCAACCUCAAACCCACGAUCGACCUUAUCGAGAAGCCGAUGGGUAUUUUAUCCACUCUCGAUGACAUUUGCCUUUUCCCACAAGGAAACGAUACUGGAUUUGUUGAAAGGCUAGCGGCUCAACAUCACAAUCACUCAAAAUAUCUCGUUCCGGAAAUGCGUUCAAAAAGUGACUUCGCUAUAGUGCAUUAUGCUGGUCGCGUUGAUUAUCAGGCACAGGGUUGGCGUGUAAAGAACAUGGAUCCUUUGAAUGAGAAUGUGGUUGAACUCCUUCAGCUCAGCAAAGACUCGCUUGUUUGUGAGAUUUGGAAAGAUGUGAGCGAUAUGUGCUGCAUGGCUGCGACAGAGGUUGGAGAGGCGGCGGCUGUUUUUGGAGGUCGUGUUAAAAAAGGAAUGUUCCGAACGGUCUCGCAGAUGCAUAAAGAACAACUUACUCGUCUUAUGACCACGCUUAACAACACGAAUCCGCACUUUGUACGGUGCAUCAUUCCCAACCAUGAAAAGCGCCAUGGAGUUCUGAAUGCUCACCUCGUCCUAGAUCAAUUGAGAUGCAACGGAGUUCUUGAAGGAAUCAGGAUAUGUCGUCAAGGAUUUCCCAACAGGAUAACAUUCCAGGAAUUUCGACAGCGGUAUGAGAAGUUAUUAGCACCAAAUGCCAUCCCUCAUGGUUUUAUGGAUGGGAAGGAGGCUGUUCGUCGAAUCCUCGAAGCAAUCGAUGUACAGCCAUCCCUUUAUCGAAUUGGGCAAUCGAAAGUGUUCUUCCGAACUGGAGUUAUUGCUGGGCUUGAGGAGGACCGUGAUGAGAAGCUAGCUGUGCUUGUUGUUCGCUUUCAGGCGCUUUGUCGUGGUGUGUUAGCUCGUGCUGAUUUCAACAGACGCCGAGAAAAAGCUGCUGCCAUUCGUAUAAUCCAGCGCAAUGGUUUGGCUUGGAUACGACUUCGAGGAUGGCUUUGGUGGAGGCUUUUCACUAAGGUGAAGCCCUUGCUGGAAAUAACCAAUAAGGAUAUGUUAAUCGCUGAAAAAGAACAAGAGCUCAAAACUACUUCUGAAAAGCUGAGAAGAAGUGAAAUAUUCAUUAACGACAUGUACCGUAAGAUUGAAAAGUAUGGCGAAGAGAAAUCACGUUUACAAGAGAAGUUGGACCUGGAGAGUAUGGAACGCGCAGAAGUAGAUGAAGAAAGACAGCGCAUUGCAGCUCGGAAGAUGGAGCUGGAGACCGCUCUUGACCAAAUGGAGAAACAGUUGCACGCCGAAGAGCAACGGCGUGAGGUUGCUGAGCGUGAGCGGAAGAAGUUGAUGGAUAAUGUUCACGACUUGGAGCAUCAUCUAGAGGAAGAGGAGCGAACUCGACAAACGCUACAUAUAGAAAAGGUAGAAUUAGAGAAGAAGUUAAGAGACCUGGAAAGCCAAAAUAUGGAAAAUGAGGAGGCUGCUGGACGGCUAAUAAAAGAGAAACGAGCAUUGGAAGAAAAGGUCAAGGAACUGUCAGCUCGUUUAAUUGAUGAAGAAGAGAGAACAAAAUCGCUCCUCAAGCAGAAAAGUAAAGUCGAAAUUUCUGCAGUCGAUUUACAAGACGAACUGGAAAGAGAGAAAGCAGCAAGAAACGAAGCCGAAGCAUCGAAACGAGCACUCGAAGGUGAACUACGAGAAGAAAAGGAUACCGCCGCAGAGCGUCUCCGAAAAAUCGAGGAGCUCGCCCAAAUGUUGAGUCGCAAGGAUGCUGAGCUCGUUCAGAUCAAACUAAGAAACGAUGAGGAAACAGCGACACGACAGCAGCUAGAGAGAAAUCUACGUGAGUUGCAGUCUCAACUAGAUGACGCAGUGGAGGAUCUCAAGCAGGAGCAAGCGUUAAGAGUGAAAUCCGAGAAAGCACGUCGCGAUCUAAGUGAACAAGUGGAGACCUAUAAACUUGAGUUGGAGGAAUCUCAGGACAAGAGCGCCUCUCACCAUGCAAUGAGAACAAAGCGAGAGGAGGAGUACAACUUGUUGCAGAGCCAACUAGCCGAGAGCAUACGCGAAGCUGAUCAAAGAUAUGAAGCACUGCGUGCUAAACAUAUGAAACAGAUUGAAGAGCUAGGCGAGGAGAUGGAUCAGCUCAAACGAGCCAGAGCUGCGUCAGAGAAAGCCCGAACUCAGCUGGAGAACGAUCUCGUCAAUACUCAAGCUGAGUUGGCGACUCUUCAGUCUUUGAGAAGUGAUAGUGAACGGAAAAGAAAGCUGGCAAGUGAUCUGGAAGCUGCUAUGAAAGGACGUGAAUCAGAUGCAGAGGCCAACGGUAGUCUGCUAAAGAAAAUCGCCAAUCUUGAAAUGGAAAUUUCUGAGAUGGCUGAAGAAGCGACAUCGCUGAAGUCUCAGCUGUCAGAUGCUCGUAAACGAUUGGAUGAGGAGAUUUCCGAUGCGGUGGCAGAAGCACAGCGUAAACUAUCUCGUGAGCUAGCGGCUGCUGAAGCACGAGUCAGUGAAGCCGAAGCUGCUCGCGACAAAGCGGAGCGUGCCAAAGUGAAAGCACAGCAAGAGGCCGAAGAUGCUUGCCGCGAAAUCUCGGAAAUCACUGCUUCAGUUAGAGAAUGUGAGCGUAAACAAAGAAAGUUUGAUCAACUGUUGGCCGAAGAAAAAGCUAACACCGCAAAAGUUAUGGCCGAUCGAGAUGUUGCUCAACAGCAGGCUAGAGAUGCGGAAACGCGCCACUUGAAUGCGGUCAAAGAAAUAAAAGAUCUUCGCAGUCAAAUAGAUGCUAUGGAGAAGGAACGACGAAUAUUGCGCCUCGAAGUUGACAACUUAGUCGGUUCCCUCAUUCUUCGAUUUGCUUACAGUUCGCCCGCAUGUUUUUUGAAUGCCUCGACAAAGGACGACGCGGGGAAAAGUGUCUUCGAACUAGAAAAAGCGAAAAAGCGUUUGGAGGAGGAGCUCAUGGAGGCUAAGGAGCAGGUACGUUCAGUUACUUUGAGGUUAUCUCAUUGUUUUACUACCGAUUACUACAUUGAGAGUUGGAUGUCGCACAUGCUUUCGCAAUUUCAGAUAAUUGAAUUGGAAGAUGCUCUACAAAUGGCUGACGAUGCAAAAACAAGAACGGAGGUCAUGCAUCAAGCAGCGAAACAGGACUGGGAGAGACAGCUAUCGCAGAAGAACGACGAGGAGGAAGAUCAACGACGAUCUCUUUCAAAAAGGUUGCGUGAAUUGGAAGAAGAACUGAAUGUGGAACAACGAUUCAAAGCGCAAGCUGCAGCGUCAAAGAAAAAGUUGGAAGCGCAAAUAGUGUCAUUGCAAGAGGAAAUCGAACACCUGACAAAACAAAACGAAGAGUCAUGCAGGCAGAUCCGUCGUAUACAACUCAGCGCCAAGGAGGCUGAGACUGAAGGAGCUGAAGCUAGAGCGGCCAUGGACGAAGCCCUAUGCAAAGCGAGAGAUGCUGAGAAGCGAUUGCGUUCGGCUGAAGCAGAUAUCUCUCGUCUGAGCAGUGAGCUGUCAUCGUGUCAAUUAGCUCGUAGAAAAGCCGAGACAGAACGGGAUGAUGUCGCCGAAGAGCUAGCGACAUUACGCCAAGGAGGUAUAAUGGGACAAGAGGAAAAGAAGAAGUUUGAAAAAAUUAUCGCGGACUUGCAAGAUAUGCUUGAAGAAGAGCAAACAAGCAACGAGUUGGUGAAUGAAAAGCUGAAGAAAGCUCAAGCACAGGUCGAACAACUAACUUCCGAAUUGACCAUGGAGCGGUCCUUGUGUGAACGGGCAGAUGCAGAUAAAGUAACCCUGGAACGAACUGUUCGAGAGCUGAAAUCUCAGUUGCAAGAUGCUGAAUCAGCAGCAGCGACUCGUGUUCGCAGCCAGCUUGCCGCAGCUGAAGCGAAGGCGCAAAUGUUAGAGCAGCAAUUACAAGCAGAAGAACAGGAGAAAGCUCGCGUCUGCCGUCAGGCUCGUCGACUUGAAGCCCGAAUAAUGGAGAUGAAUGUACAGUUUGAAGAGGAAAGGCGUCAAAUUGAGCAACAUCGUGAAUCGUGUGAACGUGCCAACUCGCGGUACAAGGCAGAAAGACGUCGUGCUCAAGAGUUGGAGGAAGAAGUAGCAGCUGCGAACUCCAAAUAUCGAGAAGCUUCAAGGCAACUUAUGGAUCUAAAUGAUGCGAACGACGCCCUCACAAGAGAAGUGAAUGCUCUACGGGUAUGA